AUGCCAGUCCAACCCCUCGCCUUCAGUCUCCCACUUUGCACAGGCUGCCUUACCAACACACAAGCCACUUUCUUGAUCUACCCAUCUCUACAGGGCAAUGUCGUGGAACGUGCUGAUCCAGCGACCCUACCACAGCGGCUUGAGGGUGCCAAUGUUGUGUAUGUGGCGAUCCCCUGCGGGCCCAACGCGCCACCAGGCCCAUAUGCACAUGCACAUCCCCAGCCAACAACCCCUUGGCUUCCGAAUAGCCACAUCCCACAUCAAUCACACCCUCUUCAGCGGCAGAACGAGACCUAUAGCAAUGCGCAUGCGGCACACGAGUGUCUUUGCGGGCCAGGAUGCGAGUGCUUGGGCUGCAUUGAUCACCCGUUCAACAGUGCCACGGAAGCAUAUGUCCAAUCCGCCUAUCACUUGAGCAAUUCGGAGUGGAACGGCGGCGCGGGAUUGACGGGGGAGUCCAAUGGAGCCGGGUUACAAAGCGCCGGGCAUGCCACACCGCAAGAAGAGACCAGCGACGACAUCUCUUUGCAAUUAGCUCUAGCAGGCUUGACCAACAAUUCCCCUCCGGGACAGGUCGUCGACCCGAACAGUUUCUUCUUCGUCGAGUACCCGAUCGAUCUGGCCUACACCGAUAACAACGCUGGCCCAAGCGGACGUGCCGCUGCUGCAGACCUGGCCAACGGGAGGAGGAACGAUUGUGAUAUGCUGUGA
Molecule: messenger RNA, 711 nt
Organism: Anthostomella pinea
Lineage: Eukaryota; Fungi; Ascomycota; Sordariomycetes; Xylariales; Xylariaceae
Source: the annotation of a GenBank genome assembly